Messenger RNA from Pan troglodytes (chimpanzee), 3335 nucleotides. RefSeq names its product heterogeneous nuclear ribonucleoprotein M (gene HNRNPM). Lineage: Eukaryota; Metazoa; Chordata; Mammalia; Primates; Hominidae. Bases 1297 to 3075 code for a protein of 592 amino acids. Gene Ontology annotation, molecular function: mRNA binding. Gene Ontology annotation, cellular component: cytoplasm; nucleus; ribonucleoprotein complex. The transcript is spliced from 14 exons. The record is from RefSeq and is a predicted model, not a curated record.
ACACAAAGCCCAGACGCGGAGAAAAUGGCGGCAGGGGUCGAAGCGGCGGCGGAGGUGGCGGCGACGGAGAUCAAAAUGGAGGAAGAGAGCGGCGCGCCCGGCGUGCCGAGCGGCAACGGGGCUCCGGGCCCUAAGGGUGAAGGAGAACGACCUGCUCAGAAUGAGAAGAGGAAGGAGAAAAACAUAAAAAGAGGAGGCAAUCGCUUUGAGCCAUAUGCCAAUCCAACUAAAAGAUACAGAGCCUUCAUUACAAACAUACCUUUUGAUGUGAAAUGGCAGUCACUUAAAGACCUGGUUAAAGAAAAAGUUGGUGAGGUAACAUACGUGGAGCUCUUAAUGGACGCUGAAGGAAAGUCAAGGGUAAGUGUCUGAGAGAAUUUCUUCUGUGGAUUUACUACAUGAAAAAUGUAACUGUAUGGUGGCGUGGAAUCGAAUGAAAUCAGGAAGGCAGUGAGUGCUCAUGUUACAGUAGCUAUGUUUGAUUUUGCCAAACAUUUGAGUGGGGUGGGAGGGGAUUUGCAAAUGGGAGUCCCGCUUUUCCAAAUGGCUGGCCAAAGAGCUUUUUGGUAUUCUGUUUGGAUGCCCAAUUUGGAUAACUGGGGACCAAUAGCAGCAUUGUCUCUUUGUUAACAGAGGAAUUGGCUGUGUGUGAAUUAUGCAUGGAAUUUUAGCGGUGGUAUAAUUAAUGUAAAACGUGUGUUCUUGUCUAGAAAAUGUUACUCUUGGUUGUUUGCUGAAUUUGAAAGUUGUGUGAACCAAAGAUUCCGAAAAGUUGCCUUUGUGCCAGUAAAUUGUAAACCAAAUAUUAAAAACCUGAAUGUUCAAAAUUGGCCUAGUUUAAAGAGAACAUAAACUAUUUUCUGUCGUGCAAUAGAAUGGCUUAGAAUAAUCAAAAGGAUGAGCUUAACUUACGGAAGGGAUGGAUUUAGGAGGAAUAUGGUAAGGACUCGAUUGAGUACAGAGGGAAGCAGAUCUAAAGUUGGUGUGAUUUCUUGGAGACCCUGAAUUUAGGUCUGCUUAUUAAACGUCAGCAGCUCUAGUGCAAUGCUGGUAACGCGUAGGAGGAGAUAUUAAGGAGCCCAGCUUUUAACAAGGAAGGCGAGGCGAGGCACUUCUGUCAGCUUCCCCUUAGAAGGGUUCAUUUUAAAAGACUAACUUUGUGACAUAAAUCAUAUUUUUAGUUUGUUUAUAACUGUCAUUGGUAUUUACUAUUUUUUUCUUUUCUUUUUCCCCUUCCUUGCUCUUCUGACUGGUCUCUGGCUUCCUCCAAAGGGAUGUGCUGUUGUUGAAUUCAAGAUGGAAGAGAGCAUGAAAAAAGCUGCAGAAGUCCUAAACAAGCAUAGUCUGAGUGGAAGACCACUGAAAGUCAAAGAAGAUCCUGAUGGUGAACAUGCCAGGAGAGCAAUGCAAAAGGUGAUGGCUACGACUGGUGGGAUGGGUAUGGGACCAGGUGGCCCAGGAAUGAUUACUAUCCCACCCAGUAUCCUAAAUAAUCCCAACAUCCCAAAUGAGAUUAUCCAUGCAUUACAGGCUGGAAGACUUGGAAGCACAGUAUUUGUAGCAAAUCUGGAUUAUAAAGUUGGCUGGAAGAAACUGAAGGAAGUAUUUAGUAUGGCUGGUGUGGUGGUCCGAGCAGACAUUCUUGAAGAUAAAGAUGGAAAAAGUCGUGGAAUAGGCACUGUUACUUUUGAACAGUCCAUUGAAGCUGUGCAAGCUAUAUCUAUGUUCAAUGGCCAGCUGCUAUUUGAUAGACCAAUGCACGUCAAGAUGGAUGAGAGGGCCUUACCAAAAGGAGAUUUCUUCCCUCCUGAGCGUCCACAACAACUUCCCCAUGGCCUUGGUGGUAUUGGCAUGGGGUUAGGACCAGGAGGGCAACCCAUUGAUGCCAAUCACCUGAAUAAAGGCAUCGGAAUGGGAAACAUAGGUCCCGCAGGAAUGGGAAUGGAAGGCAUAGGAUUUGGAAUAAAUAAAAUGGGAGGAAUGGAGGGGCCCUUUGGUGGUGGUAUGGAAAACAUGGGUCGAUUUGGAUCUGGGAUGAACAUGGGCAGGAUAAAUGGUGGAGGUGGAGGAAGCGUCCCUGGGAUCGAGAGGAUGGGUCCUGGCAUUGACCGCCUCGGGGGUGCCGGCAUGGAGCGCAUGGGCGCGGGCCUGGGCCACGGCAUGGAUCGCGUGGGCUCCGAGAUCGAGCGCAUGGGCCUGGUCAUGGACCGCAUGGGCUCCGUGGAGCGCAUGGGCUCCGGCAUUGAGCGCAUGGGCCCGCUGGGCCUCGACCACAUGGCCUCCAGCAUUGAGCGCAUGGGCCAGACCAUGGAGCGCAUCGGCUCUGGCGUGGAGCGCAUGGGUGCCGGCAUGGGCUUCGGCCUUGAGCGCAUGGCUGCUCCUAUCGACCGUGUGGGCCAGACCAUUGAGCGCAUGGGCUCUGGCGUGGAGCGCAUGGGCCCUGCCAUCGAGCGCAUGGGCCUGAGCAUGGAGCGCAUGGUGCCUGCAGGUAUGGGAGCUGGCCUGGAGCGCAUGGGCCCCGUGAUGGAUCGCAUGGCCACCGGCCUGGAGCGCAUGGGCGCCAACAACCUGGAGCGGAUGGGCCUGGAGCGCAUGGGCGCCAACAGCCUCGAGCGCAUGGGCCUGGAGCGCAUGGGUGCCAACAGCCUCGAGCGCAUGGGCCCCGCCAUGGGCCCGGCCCUGGGCGCUGGCAUUGAGCGCAUGGGCCUGGCCAUGGGUGGCGGUGGCGGUGCCAGCUUUGACCGUGCCAUCGAGAUGGAGCGUGGCAACUUUGGAGGAAGCUUCGCAGGUUCCUUUGGUGGAGCUGGAGGCCAUGCUCCUGGGGUGGCCAGGAAGGCCUGCCAGAUAUUUGUGAGAAAUCUGCCAUUCGAUUUCACAUGGAAGAUGCUAAAGGACAAAUUCAACGAGUGCGGCCACGUGCUGUACGCCGACAUCAAGAUGGAGAAUGGGAAGUCCAAGGGGUGUGGUGUGGUUAAGUUCGAGUCGCCAGAGGUGGCCGAGAGAGCCUGCCGGAUGAUGAAUGGCAUGAAGCUGAGUGGCCGAGAGAUUGACGUUCGAAUUGAUAGAAACGCUUAAGCAGUUGCCUUUUUUAAACAUCGAUACGAGACCUCUGAAUUUGUAUUUUUUCUUGUUAACCAUUUUAAUUUGUUGGCUGGAUGUAUAAAGAUGUUUAAAAAAUUCAGUUGCUUUUUGGGGUAAUUUGAAUUACUUUUUUAAUGACUGGGGUUCCAUUUGACUGUUUGCAUUGAGAUUGCAAUGUGCGCAAUUUUUUUUGUAGUUGUGGCAUCUUGUUGACAUCGAAUAUGACUUUGAUAAUAAAUACCGGUUCCUGAAAA